Messenger RNA from Solanum tuberosum (potato), 1628 nucleotides. RefSeq names its product putative aminoacrylate hydrolase RutD. The coding region runs from base 150 to 1334 and encodes 394 amino acids. Lineage: Eukaryota; Viridiplantae; Streptophyta; Magnoliopsida; Solanales; Solanaceae. The transcript is spliced from 10 exons. The record is from RefSeq and is a predicted model, not a curated record.
UUAAGAUUGUCGAUUUAAGGAACCCACAUUUUUUCAAAAAAAAAAUCCACCCUUGUUCUCAGUUUUAAUUCCGUUUUCUUCUCCAAUUUUGCUCUUUUUCUGAAAAAAAUCUGUAAAGACUUGAUUUUUAUCCUUGGAAAAAGCGAAACAUGCCUUUCUGUGAGGUGGGUAAAUACCAGAACGGUGUAGAUGCAACUGGCAACAAUGGAACCAAGAUUUUUUACAGAACUUAUGGUCAAGGCCCGGUCAAAGUUCUCUUGAUUAUUGGAUUGGCUGGGACGCAUAGUUCAUGGGAACCACAGAUCAAGGCGCUCGCCGGGACGAUUACGCCGAAUGAUUCUGAAUCGCCAGCCGGUGAUCGGAGCUUCGGUGAAGGUGGGGAUAUGGAGGUUUGUGCUUUUGAUAAUCGUGGAAUGGGGUUAAGCUCUGUACCCACUAAAAAGUCAGAAUAUACGACUAGUAUUAUGGCUAAAGAUGCAAUUGCUAUAAUGGAUCACUUGGGGUGGGAAAAAGCGCAUGUCUUUGGUCAUUCAAUGGGAGCUAUGAUAUCUUGCAAAUUGGCUGCAAUGGUGCCUGAGAGAGUUUUGUCUUUGGCUUUACUGAAUGUCACGGGAGGAGGCUAUGAAUGUAUUCCCAGGCUCGAUCGUCAAACUCUAUCAAUUGCUGUCCGGUUUUUGAAGGCAAAGACUCCUGAACAGAGGGCUGCUGUUGAUUUAGACACCCAUUAUUCAAAGGAAUACCUCGAGGAAGAUGUGGGAACUACGACCCGAAGAGCAAUAUUAUAUCAAGAAUACGUGAAAGGCAUAUCAGCAUCCGGGAUGCAGUCAAAUUGUGGAUUUGAUGGACAGAUAAAUGCUUGUUGGACUCAUAAGAUAUCACGGGCUGAUCUUGAAUCUAUCUGCUCUGCUGGAUUCCUAAUAUCUGUAAUUCAUGGCAGGCAUGAUGUCAUUGCUCAGUUAAGCCAUGCAAAGAGGCUUGCGAAGAAGUUACAUCCUUAUGCUAGAAUGGUAGAGCUUCCUGGAGGACAUCUUGUUAGUCAUGAAAGGACAGAAGAGGUCAAUGACGCUCUUCUUGAGUUGAUCAAGGCAUCCACAAGUAAGAUUAGCCCGUAUGACUGGACAAAUUUGCCCAAGAAAAGCUCUGGAUGGAAUAUAACUCCACUUACUAGAAAAAGUUCUCCAGAAGGAAGUAGAUCAUCUGUCAUGGCCGACAUUAUAGGAAGGCUACAGAUGUUCUUGUUGUUCUUUUUUGGUUUGUUUAUGUUGGCAUUUGAGUUUAUGCGAAGAGGUGUAAGUCGUGUAAAACCAGUCAGAGUAAAUGCAUCCCUCACAUGAACCUAUGAUGGCAAAUUCAGUCCACUGGUGACUUAACCGGUGGAAUAAACUGUACAGCAUUUUCACAUACACGAAUCACAUUACAGAAGGAAGGGGAAAGGAGGAAAUGCAUGAAAAGGCAAAGCUACACUGUGCUGACAAAAAGAUCAGAACAAGACAUUUUAGCCCGCCCUUAACCACUUUUUAUUUUGUAGUUGGUUAAGGGCAUAGUGCAUUUUCUGAAUUUCAUUGUAUUGAUAAGUGCAGACCAUUGUUCAUUUUCCUUAAUGAUAAUUAUCCUUUUUGACAGUCUUC